Messenger RNA from Musca vetustissima, 1188 nucleotides. Its product is annotated as TWiK family of potassium channels protein 7-like. Gene Ontology annotation, biological process: potassium ion transmembrane transport; stabilization of membrane potential. Gene Ontology annotation, cellular component: membrane. The record is from RefSeq and is a predicted model, not a curated record. Bases 7 to 1188 code for a protein of 393 amino acids. NCBI's taxonomy places the organism in Eukaryota, Metazoa, Arthropoda, Insecta, Diptera, Muscidae. The transcript has 8 exons. Gene Ontology annotation, molecular function: potassium ion leak channel activity.
ACAAAAAUGUCAUCUCGACGCAGUUCGGUACGGCGUAGAGAAAAACCACCAUUCCAAAAAUUUAAAGAUCAUUGCCGUAAAUUUACGGCAUUUAUGUUUAGUAAUGUCGGCAUUAUAUUACUCGUUAUAUUCUAUACAAUCGGUGGGGCGUUUGUCUUUCAAGCCAUCGAAAUAUUCGAAUACGAAAGACAAAUGACGAUGCACAAGGAGGUGGUAAAGCUGGACUAUACGAAAGACAUAUUGGAUCGUUUGUGGAUCGAGACGGCGACAAAUAUUAGUUUUUAUGAUCGUCAUAAAUAUAAGGAGAGAAUCAAUGAAAUUUUAAUCGAUUUCCAAAAGGCUGUUGUAAAUCAAGAAAAAGAGGCUAUAGAUCCACACAAGCAAUGGAGUUUUUCGGGUGCAUUUUUAUAUUCUUUAACAGUGAUAACAACAAUUGGUUAUGGCAACAUCUCACCUCGCUCAGAUUGGGGCAAAUUGGCCACAAUCCUCUAUGCCAUUAUUGGUAUGCCCUUAUUUUUGCUUUAUCUCUCGAAUAUCGGUGAUGUCUUGGCGAAAUCAUUUAAAUGGAUCUACUCCAAGGUAUGUUUGUGUCGCAUAUGUCCCGGGGUCGCCAGAAGACGUAUGCUGCGUGAAAGACGUAAACUAAGAGCUGAACUAAUGUCAAGAGCUUUAGCCGAAAUGGAAGAGUCGCGUCACAGCAAAUACACAUCGAGCAGUAGUACAAGUGAUAGUGCUUCCAGUUAUUAUUCCGAAGAAUCGGAAAGUUCUCGCAGCCGUUUGGAGGCUUUAAAUAUAUUAGAUGAAGAAGACUUUUUGGAGAUAGACAAGGAGAUACGUGGUAGUACCGACGAAAUUACCGUUCCUAUAACCGUUUGUGUUCUCAUAAUGAUAAGUUACAUUCUAUGGGGAGCGAUACUAUUUGCCCGCUGGGAACAAUGGAAAAUUCUUGAUGGCAGCUAUUUUUGUUUUAUAUCGUUGAGCAGUAUUGGUUUUGGAGAUUUAGUGCCUGGAGAAGGCCUAAUUACCGAAGACAAAGAUACUGUGGGUGUUAGUUUUAUAAUGUGUGCCGUUUACUUGCUGCUGGGCAUGGCAUUGAUUGCUAUGUGUUUUAAUUUAAUGCAGGAACAAGUCAUACACAACCUGCGUGCCUGUAAGCGUGCCUUUAAAACAUGUUUCCGUUGCCGUUAG